Molecule: messenger RNA, 666 nt
Organism: Monoraphidium neglectum
Lineage: Eukaryota; Viridiplantae; Chlorophyta; Chlorophyceae; Sphaeropleales; Selenastraceae
Exons: 4
Coding region: 1-666 (221 amino acids)
Source: RefSeq, a predicted model, not a curated record
AUGGUGCAUGCCACGAUGACAGGCGCGGCGGCGCAGGCAGAGUAUGACGCAAGUGCGGAGGUCGAAGCGCUGGGUGCCGCGUGCAAGCCCGCCAGCGGCGCCCAGGCGCAGCUGACAGGGGCCGUCGCUACGUGCCGGACGGCGGCCCGCGGCUCUGACGCGGCGGCGCUGUGGGUGCUGGGCUGCGAGCUGCGCGCGCGCCACGGCUACAUCGUGCGACACCGCACCACCCUGGGCCCCAAGCAGCCCCACGCCUACCUGCACCUGCUGCGCCACUCCUUCCUCCUCGUGCGCUGCGGCGCCGGCGCGAGCAGCCAAGGCCCCCAGGCCCCCUGUGACCUGGUGGUGGACCUCAACUUUCGGGACGCCUUCACGCAGGCCAAGUCGCGGCCCUGGUAUGACUCACUGCUGGACGCCCUGCCGCAGGACUUUGUGGGCCCGCUGGAGUCGCUGCUGCUGGCCGCCCACAUCAUGGCGGCCGCCACGCGCCUGCUGUUCCACCAGCUGGGGGCGCCGCUGCCGCCCUGGCGGGAGCCGCGCGCGGUGCUGUCGCGCUGGGUGCCGCCGGCGGCGGACGGCUUUGAGGACGCCCUCGUCCCGCUGCUGCCCGCCACAGAGCAGGUGGGGCUGCGAGGGCGUGCCCGCAGACCGCUCCCUGUGAACUAG